Microbotryum saponariae is the source of this 1272-nucleotide messenger RNA. The record is from the annotation of a GenBank genome assembly. Lineage: Eukaryota; Fungi; Basidiomycota; Microbotryomycetes; Microbotryales; Microbotryaceae.
AUGGCAUCGUUCACAGCUUCGCUCCGGAGCACGUAUCGCGCUAAGUUAUUACCGACAGUUGCUCGGACACCACUUCAAUGUACAUGUGGUGCGGUGUACAGGCGUUCCUUCGCGACGUCAUCUUCGCCGGCUGCUUCGACCUCGACUUCGCAGGCGCCGGCACAGGACAAGCUCAUUACGGCGACUAGGACGGUGCUUGAUCAGGCAAAAGCUACGAACGAUGGAGGUAUUGCGGCUGCAAAGCGUGAAAGGGAGCUCGAUGGUCUGAGACGCGCGCUAGCGGAUGUAGAGGAUGGUCAAGAGGUGAGCCUCAGCUGAGCCUGCGGACCAUUUCAGCUCGCGAUCAUCGAGCGGCGCGUCGCAUGGAAGGAUUCGUUACAUCGCACCAGAACCAUUCACUGCGAAAGUUAGGACCAGUGCCAAAUGGCUCGGGUAUACAGCUGUCGAACAAGAUCGUGCCGCUUCUCGUUGUGAAAGAUUGGACCGCCUUGGCUCGGCAAAUCUCAUCCAUGGAACCAAUGUGCUGAUCAAGGUGCCCUCCCCUUAUAUUUUUUUGGACAAUGUAGCUCAUCAGUACCCUACAAGAACUGGCCGAUGCUGAACCGGACGAAGAAUUGCGUGAAUUGGCCUUAGGCGAUCUGCCAGAAGCUACGGCGACCCUUGCAUCGCUUCGGUCGACUUUGCUGAAUACUCUGCUCCCGCCGACGCCGACCGCGUCACUCUCGGCGAUACUCGAAGUCAAGUCCGGCGUCGGUGGAUCCGAAUCGUCGCUGUUCGCUGCAGAACUUGUUCGCAUGUACACGCGCUUGGCGGUUCGAAAAGGAUGGAAGGCAAGUUUGGUCGAAGUCGUUGGCCUGGGCGGCGUCGGACAAGGCACGGGCGAUGCCUACAGGGAAGCGAUCUUGGAAGUCACGGGCGAAGGCGCAUUCGGAAUGUUGAGGAGAGAAGCGGGCGUACAUAGAGUGCAGAGGGUACCCGCGACGGAAAGCCAGGGGCGGCUGCACACGAGCACCGUCGGCAUCAUCGUGAGUUGCCUCGCCGACGUUGGGCUCGCGAAACCGUGCACUGAACGCAGCAUACCUCCAUGGGCACUUUCAGGUCCUGCCAUCAGAAACCGGCAGUUCUGCACCGAUAGACGAUGACUUAUUCGACCAAAAGGAUGUUAAAGUCGAAGUAAUGAGGUCUCGAGGCGCCGGCGGUCAAGUAAGUUUUCUCGUUUGCGGCGGCAGUCAUGGUGCCAUUCAAGAUUCAACGUACUGCGACAUUGGCUGA